UCUUUGAUCAUCAAAUUUCUCCUCAUGGUGCUCUAAAGCUGAGUGUUCUGAAUACAAUUAAAUAUCUAUCAGAGCAAACAUCAUUCAUCAAAAUUCAAUCUUGACUGUAUGUUCUGAAGAGGAGCUACAGCAUUAAACAUGUCUGUCCUCUUUCUUGUCACUGUAUGUGCUUCUGUAGGCCAAGGCUAACCUUAUAGGGAUGCAUUCAUAUUCGAUCUGAAGUAUUUAUGAUAACUCAGAUCUUGACAGGCUACAUUUUCAUGGGUUUCGGCAUUCUGUAUGUGUAUAACCCAGAACUGAAGAUUUCAAGAAGUCUCAUGACCAAAUUUACUCUGAUAUCUUAUGCAUUAUUUGAAGUUAUUGCUACAUUUCUAGUGAUCCUCUCGAUGUUCGCUCAAUGGGAAGUCUUUUAAAACAAUUCAAACUUUGAGACUCAUAUAUUCUAUAGGCAUGUAGAUGGAGUCAAUCCUUGGGCGAAGAAGGGGCUGCCAAUAGCGGAUGCUUGCUAUUCUUAGCCUUUAUCUUUCUCACAAUUUCUACCUUAUUUCAUUCAUGAAUCAUAUUGAUGAUUUAGAAAACAAGGGACAAAAUUACAUCCAGAAUUAUGAGUAAGCUCAUUUUAGUCCUCCAAGAUUCGAUUGUUUUGGGAAUUCAAGAAGAAAGAGGAAAGAUUAUAGCUGAUCUUGAGGAAAGAUAUGAAGCUCCUUCUGCAUCUCUUUAUAUGACUGAGCCUUAUGCACCAACAGCUCGUCCUAGCUAUAUCGAGAUCGAGAAUUUAUCUAAUCAGAUGUUGAGGUAGAAUUUGACCAAGUUAUAAUUUCUGUCAGAAAUUGUGAUCUAUACCUCAAAUUUCUUCAAGUUUUCUGGGAUCAUCCUUCUUUGUCUCCAUAAAUUUACAUGUCUGAGUUAAGGACAGCUAUUCUUA
Messenger RNA from Moneuplotes crassus, 925 nucleotides. Lineage: Eukaryota; Ciliophora; Spirotrichea; Euplotida; Euplotidae. The record is from the annotation of a GenBank genome assembly.